GGCCGGCCCGAGGCGCUACUGGACCUUAGCGCCAAGCGAGUGGCUGAGAGCUGGGCCUUCGAGCAGGUUGAAGAGAGAUUAUCCCGGGUGCCGGAGCCAGUCCAGAAGCGCAUUGUGUUCUGGUCGUUUCCACGCAGCGAGCGGGAGAUAUGCAUGUACUCAUCACUGGGCUACCAGCCCCUGGAGGGCGAGCAUGAUGCCAGGGUGCCCUUCACCCGCGGGCUGCACCUGCUGCAGAGCGGGGCCGUGGACCGCGUGCUGCAAGUGGGGUUCCACCUGAGCGGGAAUGUGCGGGAGCCGGGAGGCCCUGGCGAGCCCGAGCGUCUCUACCACAUCUCCAUCAGCUUUGACCGCUGCAAGAUCACGUCCGUGAGCUGCGGCUGUGACAACCGCGACCUCUUCUACUGCGCCCAUGUGGUGGCCCUGUCACUGUACCGCAUUCGGCACGCCCGCCAGGUGGAGCUGCGGCUGCCCAUCUCCGAGACGCUGUCCCAGAUGAACCGGGACCAACUGCAGAAGUUCGUGCAGUACCUCAUCAGCGCCCACCACACUGAGGUGCUGCCCACUGCCCAGCGCUUAGCCGAUGAGAUCCUCCUGCUGGGCUCCGAGAUCAACCUGGUGCAUGGCGCCCCAGACCCCACAGCGGGUGCGGGCAUCGAGGACGCCAACUGCUGGCACCUGGAUGAGGAGCAGAUCCAGGAGCAGGUGAAGCAGCUGCUGUCCAAUGGCGGCUACUAUGGCGCCAGCCAGCAGCUGCGCUCCAUGUUCAGCAAGGUGCGGGAAAUGCUGCGAAUGCAGGACUCCAACGGGGCGCGCAUGCUGAUCCUCAUGACGGAGCAGUUCCUACAGGACCCACGCCUGGCGCUGUGGCGGCAACAAGGUGCAGGCAUGACUGACAAGUGCCGGCAGCUGUGGGACGAGCUGGGGGCCCUGUGGGUCUGUGUCGUCCUGAGCCCCCACUGCAAGCCUGAGGAGCGGGCCAGCUGGCUGCAGCUGCUGUGCAAGUGGGACAAGCUGGAGGUGUGCCCCCUGGAAGAGGGCAACUAUGCCUUUGAUGGCCCCAGCCUGCAACCCACUGCGGCCCCCAGCUCAGUGGCAGGUUCCCGCUACACAGUGUUCAGCCGGGCCCUGCAGGCUGGGGAGCUGCACUGGAAUGAUGCCCACCUGCAGAGGAUCCUGGCCAGCGACUCCUAUGGCCCCAGCCUCAAAGGCAAUGUGGGAGGCGACAAGCUAACCUUCGACUCCCAGGGCCGCCCGCUCUGGCUGGGAGAGCCUUUCCCCACCGCCUGCGCCCGCGUGGACACCCUACGCGCCCACGGAUAUCCCCGCCAGGCCCUGCGGCUGGCGGGCGCCAUGGUCAACACACUGCGGCUGCAGCGGCGGCAUCAGCUUGAGAGCUACAAACAGCAGAAAAAAGAGCUGCUCCAGAAAGGCUCCACCUGCAUCACCAACACAGAAGGAUGGGUGGGCCACCCCCUGGACCCCAUUGGCUGCCUCUGCAGGGCACUCCUGGAGGCCUGUCGCCUAGAGGAAGAAACUCUAUCUCUUUACCCAGGCUCUGAGAAGCGAAAGGUGGCCUAUCAGCACGUGCCUGUGCCCGGGAGCCCCGGCGAGUCCUACUUUGCGAUGGCGCUGGAGGUGGCGCUGCUAGGCCUGGGGCAGCAGCGGGCCCUGCCUGAGGGCCUGUACGCCCAGGACAAGGUGGUGCGCAACGAGGAGCAGCUGCUGGCCCUACUGGAGGAGGUGGAGCUGGACGAGCGGCUGGUGCAGGUGCUGCGCAAGCAGGCGGGGCUGCUGCUGGAGGGGGGUCCGUUCAGCGGCUUCGGAGAGGUGCUGUUCCGGGAGAGCGUGCCCAUGCACACCUGUGCCCGCUACCUGUUCACCGCGCUGCUGCCCCACGAUCCCGACCUGGCCUACCGCCUGGCGCUCCGAGCCAUGAGGCUGCCUGUACUGGAGUCAACUUUUCCAGCUGGAGAACCUCACCCCAACCCACUGGAGUCCAUCAUGAGCAACCGCUUCCCCCGCUGGUUCAUCCUGGGCCACCUGGAGACCCGCCAGUGUGAGCUGGCGUCUGCCAUGCUGACGGCCGCCAAGGGAGACCCCAAGUGGCUGCACGCAGUGCUGGGUUCCGUCCAGCAGAACAUCCACUCACCGGCCCUGCUCUUCAAGCUGGCACAGGACGCCUGCAAGACGGCUGCCCCGGCCAGUGUGCCCCCGGACACCACACUGCUGGGCAUUGCACUGGAGCUGGGCCUGCAGGUGAUGCGGAUGACCCUAAACACCAUGACCUGGCGUCGCAGGGAGAUGGUGCGCUGGCUGGUCACCUGUGCCACAGAGAUAGGCCCACAAGCCCUGAUGAACAUCAUGCAAAACUGGUACUCUUUAUUCACACCAGUGGAGGCAGCCACCAUCGUGGCAGUGACAGGCACCACGCAUGCCACACUGCUGCGGCUGCAACUGGACGGGCCACAGCGUGAGGAGCUGUGGGCCUGCGCCCGCACCCUGGCCUUGCAGUGCGCCAUGAAGGAUCCGCAGAACUGUGCCUUGCCCGCCCUCACCCUGUGUGAGAAGAACCAGGCCGCCUUCGAGGCCGCCUACCAGAUCGUGCUGGAUGCAGCGGCCGGUGGCCUGGGUCACACCCACCUUUUCACCGUGGCCCGCUACAUGGAGCAUCGUGGCCUGCCACUGCGAGCCUACAAGCUGGCAACGCUGGCCCUGGCGCAGCUCAGCAUCGCCUUCAACCAGGACAGCCACCCGGCCGUCAAUGACGUGCUCUGGGCCUGCUCGCUCAGCCAUUCACUGGGCCGCCAGGAGCUCUCCGCCAUCGUGCCACUCAUCAUCCGCAGCGUCCACUGCGCCCCCAUGCUCUCUGACAUCCUGCGCCGCUGGACUCUCUCAGCCCCUGGCCUGGGCCCCUUGGGGGCCCGCCGGGCUGCCAAGCCCCUGGGCGCCGACAGGGCACCCCUCUGCCAGCUCCUGGAGGCUGCAGUGGCGGCCUACAUCACCACAAGUCACUCGCGCCUCACGCACAUCAGCCCGCGGCACUACGGCGACUUCAUCGAGUUCCUGGGCAAGGCCCGUGAGACCUUCCUGCUGGCGCCUGACGGGCACCUUCAGUUUUCCCAGUUCUUGGAGAACCUCAAACAGACCUACAAGGGCAAAAAGAAGCUCAUGCUUUUGGUGCGGGAGCGUUUCGGCUGAGGGGCCGGGGUGGUCCCCCUUUGCCCCUGCCCCCUGGCACCGCUCUCCACAGGGGGCCUUGGCAGUCGAAGCCCAGGUGGCAUUUCAGUAUUAAGUCAGGGAAGGAGCCAGGCUGGGGCAAGAUGGUCUUGCCCACUACCCACCCCAAACCCAGCUGGAGGUGGGGGUCAAGGGGGUGGAAUUCUACCACAUGCGUGCCUAGGAGUGUGUGAGACAUGAGGAUCAGAAGCCAUAGCCACCACCCAUAGGCCUGGAAGGGGGUGUAUGCUUCAGCUGCUGGUAUGACCCCCAC
Trichechus manatus latirostris (Florida manatee) is the source of this 3493-nucleotide messenger RNA. It is a transcript of the gene ZSWIM4, whose product is annotated as zinc finger SWIM-type containing 4. The record is from RefSeq and is a predicted model, not a curated record. NCBI's taxonomy places the organism in Eukaryota, Metazoa, Chordata, Mammalia, Sirenia, Trichechidae. The transcript has 14 exons. Gene Ontology annotation, cellular component: Cul2-RING ubiquitin ligase complex. Gene Ontology annotation, molecular function: zinc ion binding. The coding region runs from base 154 to 3201 and encodes 1015 amino acids.